CGCAAAGUGCAAGAGUAGAAAGAGAAGAAACUUCCAUUCACAAUCAUUUCUAAAACCCUAGCAAAACCCCUUUCUCUCUUCUCUUCUUCAACCCAAAGCAAAAAUGGCGUUCAAUUCAAUCCUUCGUUCCAAGUCAAGCACUUUCGUUAGGGCUUUUUCUUCUGCGACUCAAUUGAUCAGAAAAACUCAACCGGGUCAUCGCGCCGUGCUUUCCGCCGCCGUCAAUCGAUACCAGGGUUCAUUUGUUCCUACGUUUCACUUUUCUUCUGUAUCUGUCAAAAACAAAGCCACCUCCGAUGAUAUUCUUCUCCGUUUCAUCGAAUCGGAAAUCACUUGUGCUCAGGAAACUGAUGAUUUCGGCGCUGGUGAGGAAGUUCCGAGCAAUUUCCCAUUUAAGAUAGUUGAUAAUCCAGGAAAUCAGACAAUAACACUUAAAAGGACUUAUCAAGGUGAAGAAAUUCAAGUUGAGGUUCACAUGCCUGAUUUGGUUACUGGUGAAGAACAUGAUCAUCAAGAUGAUGAUAAGGAUGAUGAGAGUGAGAGAGCAACUCAAUCAAGCAUUCCACUUUCAGUCAGUGUUUCUAAGAAGGAUGGGCCCUCUUUGGAGUUCAGUUGUGUUGCUUACCCUGAUGAGAUUGUUAUCGACAGCUUGUCUGUAAAGAAUCCUGAUUUUUCUGAUGAACAGAUUCCUUAUGACGGGCCAGAUUUUCAGGAUUUGGAUGAGGCAUUGCAAAAGUCAUUCCACAAGUACUUAGAAAUAAGGGGAAUCAAACCAAGCACAACAAAUUUCUUGCAUGAGUACAUGAUCAACAAGGAUAGUAGAGAAUACUUGGUGUGGUUGAAUAAGCUCAAGAAUUUCAUUAAAGCAUGAGCAUUGACAUGGUCUGAAGAAAUCACAGGAUACUCAAUUUUCAUUCUUAGGAGGAAAAUAAUCAGAUAUUGUGUCAUUAUGGUUUAGUGGUAGUUUCUACUUACUAUUUUAAAGGCACACUGGUUGAAAAUGUUAGCAUUUAUAUAUCCUUAGUAAGGGCUUUAUUAUAUCAUCUUUGUUUUUGGAAUUAGUUUUUGCAUUUAUAUACCUUUGUGAAUUAUUUUA
Messenger RNA from Medicago truncatula (barrel medic), 1096 nucleotides. RefSeq lists its product as uncharacterized. Gene Ontology annotation, cellular component: mitochondrial matrix. The transcript is spliced from 3 exons. NCBI's taxonomy places the organism in Eukaryota, Viridiplantae, Streptophyta, Magnoliopsida, Fabales, Fabaceae. Bases 104 to 871 code for a protein of 255 amino acids. The record is from RefSeq and is a predicted model, not a curated record.